Nymphalis io (European peacock) is the source of this 3012-nucleotide messenger RNA. Its product is annotated as sodium/potassium/calcium exchanger 4-like. Gene Ontology annotation, molecular function: calcium, potassium:sodium antiporter activity; calcium channel activity. The record is from RefSeq and is a predicted model, not a curated record. The transcript has 11 exons. Gene Ontology annotation, cellular component: membrane. NCBI's taxonomy places the organism in Eukaryota, Metazoa, Arthropoda, Insecta, Lepidoptera, Nymphalidae. The coding region runs from base 247 to 1857 and encodes 536 amino acids. Gene Ontology annotation, biological process: intracellular calcium ion homeostasis; calcium ion transmembrane transport.
CUUUCAUAAGGUAACAUUUUGAAGAUUUAUCUCAUUUACUAGCUAUGAGGAAUGCAAUCUUGCAAUCAGUGUUGAAAAUGAAAUACUCGCAGUACCAAGCGACAACUAACGGAAUAUAGAGUUUACUACACGAAAAUGUUAUUUUAACAAUCAAUAAAUAAAUUAAAUCAAUUAAGUGUCAACUAAGAAAACUAGAACAAGUAUCAAGAUCUAUUUGGUUUAUGAGAAGAAAAUAUAAUCUACAAGAUGUUCCGAUAUAAGCUAGUUGCGGUCGCCGCUGUGACACUAUGGCUAUCUUUAUCGUACGCUACGGCUCUCGAAGAUUUCAAUGUGACUGAUGGGGAUGAUGAUUAUUUAACUGUGUUUAACUAUAAUGGCGAAGAGGUGUAUAUAACAAAGGAACUCAUGAAGAGAUUGACCCGUGAGUCCGAGACAUGGCACUGGAGGCCCUGGUUGAGGACGAAGACUGAGGUAGUCGGAAAUAUUAUGCAAGAAGUGGAACGCUCUAGUGAAGACUCGGUUAAUAGUUUCCCUGUUAGUAUAUUCGAUGACGAAGAACUUCGAAGCGGUGCAUUCAUACUAUACGUAAUGUUUGGGAUCUACGCCUUUACACUUUUAGCAAUAGUGUGCAACGAUUACUUCAUACCCUGCGUCGAAAUGAUUUGCGAGGAUUUGAAGAUACCGCAGAACGUAGCGGCUGCUACGUUCAUGUCAGUAGCAACGUCAUGUCCCGAGUUCUUCGUGAACGUGAUCUCGACUUUCCUGACGAAGUCCGAUAUGGGUAUAGGCACCAUAGUUGGUUCCGCUAUAUUCAACUUACUAGGCGUCGCAGCUGUUGGUAGCUUAGCGGCGGUAGCGCCUAUCGCGAUAGAGCGCCGCCCCGUGACGAGAGAUGUCCUUAUCUACAUGAUCAAUGUUGGCGUGUUGGUAGCCAUAGUGUGGGACGGGCAAGUGGUGUGGUACGAGGCAACUGUACUGGGCAUUCUAUACAUUACUUAUUUCCUCUUCAUGUUCACUAGUCCGAAGCUGUUCAUUUUGUUCGAUAUCGUCACGGCGUCUUACUGUAAAAACAAGGAACAUUCAGAAUACGUAGUGUCAAUAGACGGGAAACCCGUCGAGGAAGGCGUUGAUAACAAGGGAUUCGACAAUAGUGAUACUCAGACAAAUAAUGGGACGAACAACGAAAAGAUAUCAGUGGAGAAGGUGGAAGUUGAUGAGAAACCAAAGAAGAGUAUAUUCAAAUUCCCGAAGGAGAAGUCAAUAAUCUUUAAGAUCUGGUGGCUGUACACUUUUCCUCUCAAACUUGUAUUGGGACUCACAAUUCCGUCACCGAUAACCUGCAAGAGAUUCUAUCCAUUAGCUUUCCUUAUGUGCAUCAUAUGGAUAGGUGUCAACUCUUACUUCGUGUCUUGGAGCAUGACUGUUUUAGGUCAUACAUUCUACAUACCUGAGUCAGUCAUGGGGAUGACGUUCCUUGCAUUUGGCGGGUGUCUUCCUGAGGCUUGUUCUAUUUUCAUCAUGUCCAGGAGAGGUGAGGGCGGUAUUGGCGUGUCAAAUGCGCUGGGGGCUAAUUCAUUAGCGAUAUUGUUCGCACUCGGCUUGCCAUGGCUUAUCAAAACGCUCACUUUAUUGGCUCAGGGAGCCGACACGGCUGUCACCAUCAACUCAGCGGGCAUUGACUUCGUGGUUGGCUCUUUACUAGUGGCCGCUUUACUGUUGUGGAUCUGUUUGUUUAUAGCAAAAUUCAAGCUCAGGAGAAGCCUUGGCUUUGCACUUAUUUGUCUGUAUGUGGUAUUUAUUACCUUCGCGAUCCUUGUUGAAAUGGGUAUCAUACUAAAUAGAGAAAUCGCGUUUUAAAUUGAUCGUAUAUUUAAGCGAAAUCUUUAAGUGUGUUUAGCUUGAAUUUUCGCUCGAGUUUUAACUUUGCGUACUCUUCGCGCUAACGACUUUUGUCGUUGACCUCUACCUACCUACCCUCGAGUACACUAUAAAAAUAACUUGUUAAGAAUUCUGUGAUGAAUGUUAUGUAUUGUAUUUUUGCAAUAAUUGUUAAUAAUAUUGUAUAGUUGUAACUAUUAUACGUCUUUGUAAUGUUUUUUUUUGUUUAUUCAUACGUGUGAAAGAAUAGAAAACGGUCAAUAGUUAAUAUUCAAAUAAAUCGAUAUUAUUUAAUUUUUUGCGCAGUCAUAUAAGUAGUCAUGAAAGUAGCAGAUCUGAUUAAAGAUACGAUGAUGGCAAUGUGCGAACUGUAUUAAAUAAUAUUUCACUGUAUAUUUCAAAUCCUUAUCGUAAAAUUUGUACAUGUUUUUCAACAUAGAUUCGUCUACAUAAGCACACGUGGCCGUCACGCCCGUUAUUGACCAUCCAGCGUUCGCAUUUAAGCCGACAUUAUGAUAACGUUGCUUUGUGGUUAACGUUCACGUUAAAUAAAGUUAUAAACACGGAUUUACUUAUUAAAAUUUUGUUAAAUUGGGCGUUCAAAAUUCACUUAAAAAGAUUGUAUACUUGCUUGUCUUGCACGCCCUUUAUACUGGACUUAGGCUUACAGUGAGCUUACUUGUAGUAACAAUAAUGACGUCAUCAACGUAACAUUAAUGUGAAUGCGUGAAUGUGAUAUAAGCCUCUAACAAUUUCAUAUUGAAUGGAUAAAAUUUAUUUUUUCGGAUUUAUAAUGGACAAGAUUUUUUUUGUUUGUUGAUAGAUGAGCCGUGUCAUGACUGAAAUGAUAUGUAGUUAAAAUAUAUUUUUUAAGUUUUUUUGGCGAUAAGCAUACAAUAGCGACGUAGAAUUGAUUGCAACGUUUCUUUACGUAACGUAUAUUCCAAUUCUGAUGAAUCUGUUUGUUGAUGUAAUGAUACAAGCUCUGAGGGAUUGUUUCAAGUUUAUAGGUUAAUGUUAUUUAAUCGAGUGUAUUUUUCAGGAAAUAGCAUUUUUCAGUGACUACGAUAUUAUUGCAUAUAGUAUUAUUACCCAUAUUUAAAUUAUUUUCUUAUCAAAAAAGAAACUGAUAAA